Molecule: messenger RNA, 3374 nt
Organism: Solea senegalensis (Senegalese sole)
Lineage: Eukaryota; Metazoa; Chordata; Actinopteri; Pleuronectiformes; Soleidae
Gene: pgap1
Product: post-GPI attachment to proteins inositol deacylase 1
Exons: 26
Coding region: 114-2930 (938 amino acids)
Biological process (GO): GPI anchor metabolic process; endoplasmic reticulum to Golgi vesicle-mediated transport
Cellular component (GO): endoplasmic reticulum
Molecular function (GO): phosphatidylinositol deacylase activity
Source: RefSeq, a predicted model, not a curated record
UGUGUGUGUGUUGAGGUGUCUUCCUCCUUGUAGGCAGGCAGCUGUCAGCACUGGAACUCAAACAUGGAGGACAAACACCUGUGAUAUCUGGAAGCAGCGGUCAGACGUGAACCAUGAAACUCGCCACUGUGGCCUUCUACGGCGUCGCUCUGGGGCUUCUGGCGGCGGGCCUGCGAGAGCUGCUCACCGGCUUCGAGGAGAACAGAUGCAGCAUGACCUACAUGUUUGAGUACCCCGAGUACCGGCGCGUGGCUCUGCCUCGUCGUGUUGCCAGACUGUACCCAGCGUAUGGCCUUUACCUGUAUGGAGAGGGUAUUUACGCCCAGGAGACCCGAGCGCUCAAGCUCACUGGCGCCCCUGUGCUCUUCCUACCUGGAAAUGCUGGCAGUUAUAAACAAGCUCGCUCCCUGGGCUCUGUGGCCCUGAGGAAGGCUGAAAACAUAGAAGGAAAUGUCCACUUCAACGUGUUCACAGUGGACUUCAACGAGGAGCUGGUGGCCCUGUAUGGUGGCAGUUUGCUGCGACAGACGCACUUCCUGCAUGAGAGCAUUAAAGCCAUCCUGAGAUUGUACAAGCAUUUGAAGUCUCCUCCCCACAGCGUGGUGCUUGUGGGCCACUCCAUGGGAGGAGUGGUGGCUCGGGCGCUGUUCACUCUGCCCCGCUUCAACACCAGUCUGGUCAGCCUCAUCAUUACCCAGGCGUCUCCUCACCUGGCUCCAGUACUGGCCCUGGACCCUUAUCUGCUGGACUUCUACUCUUCUGUGAGACAUAAGUGGGUGAAACAGGCGAACAAACUCAGAAACAUCACAGUCUUGUCUAUUGGUGGUGGUUACCGUGACUACCAGGUCCGGUCUGGAUUGACAUCUCUACCGUGUCCUUCAGCAGACCCCAAUAAGUUGUCACUUGUGGCAACUGCAGUUCCCAGGACAUGGGUGUCCACUGACCACCUCUCCAUCGUUUGGUGCAAAGAGCUUGUUCUUGCAACAGUGAGGGCGUUCUUCGACCUUAUCAAUCCUGAAACCAGACAGUUCACAGAUAGCCCGGAAAAGAAGAUGGACGUACUAAACCAUCACUUCACCCGACAUCCUGUCAGAAUAGUGGGAGAGACUCAAGACUCUCCCAUCUCCAUCUCAGAUGUUCCUGAAGCGUGGAGUGAAGUGAACACACUGCGUCUGGCUUACAGCACACCAAAGGAAGGACAGGUGAAAUAUUUUAUGUUUGCCCUGUCGAGUCGCAGGAAAGCCUACAGCCAUUUCUACUGCCGGAGCAGCAACAUGGAGAUGACAAGCUGGGUGUACGGCUGCACGCACAAGAACGGUUCGUCGUGUACGCAUGCUGUGGAUUUGUCUAUGGGAACUGAACUUCUUCCACCUUACAAGGUCCUGAUUCUGAGUCUCAGUGACUUGUCUGCAGUUACCCAUCUAGUUGUUAUGGCCUCCAAUCUGAAUGGAAGACAGUAUAUGGUGGAGUGCGAGUGGCAGAGACAAGAAUCUCAGACUCUGUCUGUCCCAGUGCCACAUGUCUUGUCCUUUGGUUUGACAGUCAGUGACGUCACCGUCAACUCCUCUGGACUCCUUCAUGCCAUCGAGCUGCAGCACUUUCACCAGGUCUAUCAGGCUUUCAGAAUUACUGUUGCAAGCCAGUGCAAAGUACAUAAAGACAGGUUGCCCAAUGUAUACAGAAUAAUGGUGCCAUGGUUUCGAGAGGACACUUUAACCACAGCCAGUGUGCCCUCAGUGACUGAGAUCUCAGGGAUGCUCCAUACAAGUCGCCCAGACAACACCUCGAGUGUCCUCCUUCAGAUCCACACUGCCCCCAACUGCCAGUAUAAGGUGUCACUAAGGACGUCAUUACCCAGGGUACUGGGGCAGAUACUGAGGUUCUGUGGUCCCAUGGUGCCAGUGUACACAGCUGUCACACUCCUCUUGGCCUGUGGGGGGCAGCUGUCUUCCAUCCUGAAGUCAAAGAGAGCUGCAGACAUGAGUGGGGUGGUGGGCAAGGGCCUGCAGCUUCAUAAAGUCAACCUGCCUGUUUUUAUUCUGCACAUCUUACUCGGCUGUAGCCACUUUCAAGAAGCCUGGUCCACUCUUUGCCUCCCUCCUGUAGACGUCCUCCCCGCUUCCUUCCCUGAUGUAACGUUCCAUGAGAGCGUGGUGCCACUUGAAGAAUGGCCACACCUUCUUUCUCCUCUGCUUUACAUAUUGGGGGCAGCUGUGGCAUACUGGGGGAGCUCACUGCUCUGCCUCAUUAUCCGACUGAUCUCAUUAGUAUUAGCUCCGCUGCACAGACCGUCUGUCUCCAGAGACUGUGGCACCCUGAGGCUGCGGACCCAGCUCCUCCUCAGUCUGUGUUUGACUGUUAUGGGCGGGACAUGCUGUGGAGCGUUGUCGGUCUUUGCUGCAUUUCUUCUCCACUUUUAUAGGGUGCUAAGGCUACAAAUGACAGCGAGAUCUUUGAGUCACAUGCUUAAUCUGGUUCCUCGGAAACACAAAGAAGCUGAGAACGGCACGGUGGAUGCCGAGUGUUUGAACAGGUCCAAAGAAUGUAAUGGCGCCCCCCUGCUGUCGGAGUGCGCGGUGCAGGAGGUGAGGGACGACCUGCAGCUCCACCUCUGCCUCUCGGCACUCCUCACACUGCCUGUCAUGCUCAGUGCUCCAUCGCUCCUCCACUGGAUCCGCAACCUGAGAUAUUCCACCCAGCUGGAUCCUGACCCUUACUGGCCACUCAUUGUGCCUCUAGUUACGGCGUACGUGCUGCUUAUUAACUGCAACACGUUAAAACUCAGCAACAGUAAACUCCUGCCUCUGACCUCCUGCCUUCCUCUGCCGCUGGCCAUCACCAUGGUGAUCUUCUCUCCACUCCACCUCUACAGAGUCACUUACUUCCUGUUGCUGACACUGGCCCCGCUGGCGCUGUGUUGUCUGCUCUGACGGUAUCUUCGUCUCUACCAUAACAAGCCUUGCUCUAAGUCACAGCCUGACUGGUUGGCUGAUUUUGCUAUGUCCCGCUGCCAUGGAGCAGAGCUAUAGAGAUACAUGGCUUGGGGAACUGCCCUACUCAAUGUUGGCACUGAAAGCUCUGUGGCAUUUACACUAUGCGUUGACAUGAGCGGAUGUAAACGCUGUGGAACAUUUGGUGCAAAUAUUAUGGCUCCGCUGGAAUGAACCCGAAACCAAGUUUGCCUUACUCUGUAUAUCUAUAGCUCUGCCUUCAAGGAGCAACCACUCCACAACCAGUGAAGCUACUGAUACUAGAGGCUCUCAACAGGGUGUUACUGUGAACAUGUGUCUAGUUAGUGUCUGAAGUGGCUUUGGUCACUGUGGUGUUUAAAAAAAAAAACAAUCUCACACUGCCUCCUGCUUAGCAAUGAAUUA